AUGGAAGGCUCGCGCAACUUUUCAGGAAAUACCGUUGGAGAUAACGCGGAAGUCAUCUUGGGCAAUACUCAAGUCACGGUUAACACCACUACCUUGGACGACGACAGGAUUUUCCUGCAAGAAUUCAGCCAAAUCGACCCUGUUUAUACUAAGAAAGACAUUUUGAUGCGCAAGGGUCCUUUACUACGGGAUACAUGUCGCUGGAUACUCGAUCACGAAGCCUUCAAGAGAUGGUACUGCACUCGACCGAAAGGAGUGUUGUGGAUAAAAGGCGAUCCUGGAAAAGGCAAGACAAUGCUACUAUGUGGGAUUAUCGAAAAAAUUGAAGAGUUCGAACAGUUUAAAAUUUCAGAACGCUGGAAGAGCUUGAAAAUUUUCAGAACGCUUGAAGAGCUGGAAGAGCUUGAAAAGCUCGAAAGGCCCGCAAAUUUCUCAGAGUUCAAAAAGUCCCAACAUUUUGACUUUGAAGAGAACACAAAUGUUGAAGGUUACGAAAGGUUCGGAGGACUCGGGCUUCUUGAACAACUUGGAGGAGAGCCCGGAAGGCGGAAAAAGUUCGAAAAGUUCGAAGAGCACGACAUACGUUUGCCAAGCGACCUUUUAUACUUUUUUUGUCAGGCUACAGACUUUCGAACGAAUACCGCAGCCGCCGUCAUCCGAGGGCUGAUAUUUAUAAUGCUUAAACCACGUCCGGCACUCUUGAAACUUGUUCGAGAGAAGUAUGGAGACGGACCCAAGGGACAGCUGAUCGGAGAUAAAGCACUGGCUAUCCUAUGCGAUAUGUUUGAAACCAUUGUUCGGGCUCUAGGUCGCAUCGACGAGUACUUUAUCUGUGUUGUCGACGCUCUUGAUGAGUGCAUUGAAGAUUGCGACCAUCUACUGAAUCUUAUCAUCAAGACAAGCGACACUGUUCAAUGGCUGGUUUCAAGUCGAAGUGAGAAACAUAUAGAGAGAAAACUCACCGAAAUUUCACAAAAGGUUGAUUUGGAGUUGGGACAGAACGCUGAACAAGUCUCUGUAUCUGUCGACAUGUAUAUCAAUCUUCAAAUCCAAGAAAUCUCAGCUAUACAAGACGAUGAAGACCUUCAAUCUAAAACAUCAAAAAUUCUCAAAAGCAAGGCCAGUGGAACCUUCUUAUGGGCAGCUCUCGUCAUAGAGCAGCUACGCGACACAGAUCAUUGGCAAGUAGAAGACGUGUUGAAAGAGAUACCAGAGGGACUGGAAAGCAUCUAUUGCCUACUACUAAAUCGAAUCGAUAAGCUGAAAGCCAAAGCUCGCGAGGCCUGCCAGGCACUGCUCUCAGUGGUGGCCACAGCCAUGAGGCCUCUUCAUCUUACGGAGCUACUUUUAUUUAUCAACGCUCAUUGGAAAGAUGACAAGCGCUUCAAAACCUCAUUUCAGCCGCGAGAUAUACGAGAUAUGGCAAAAGAUUGUGGAUCUAUCUUGUCGAUCAGAGGUGGCAUUGUUUAUUUCGUGCAUCAAUCUGCCAAAGAUUAUAUAGUGGAAGCUGCGGCUCGUCUUAUAUUCCCGAUUCAGCAUCAGCACUACAAAAUGUUCGAAAUAUCACUGGACGUAAUGUCCAGCAACCUCACAUACAACAUAUAUGGUUUGACAAACCCCCAAAUAUACGUCGAUGACAUUUCCCACCCUACUGUCGAUCCCUUGGCCUCGUUGAGGUAUUGCUGUACAUUCUGGGUUGAGCAUCUGGCUCAAGGGUUUGAACACUUUGAGGAUGGCUCAAGCCUCCACUCGUUCCUCACGGAUAAGUUUCUUUGCUGGGUAGAGUCCCUAGCUCUCAAGCGCAAUUACAUUCUGCAUACUUUGCCUGCUGUUCAGAAACUCAAGAGGAUGAUUGAUAGCUGUUGCGAAAGUGGAUCUAUGAAGCCGCAAAUUGGGCAUUUGAGGCAGUUCCUUGAUGAUGCUUGUCGAUUUCUCACUCAUUCUACUACGUGGGUGCCUCAUUGGCCUUUGCAGCUAUACUUCUUGGCCAUUGAGUUUGAACCGGAAGACAGUGUCAUAAAAAAGACCUUUAACCAAACCGUACGUGAUAGGUUCGGCUCUUUGCCCGCUGCCUUCCAAAUGUUUCAAAUGCGACAAUCACCUUUGCAGCGGCGAGCCAUUACUUUUACUAGCAAGCUGGACGAUCGUUUUCUUCACCACUAUUUAAUCUUCUCUCCAAGUUGGUGUCCACUGCAUCUGAAAAAAACGCGCCCCAUCCUCACAUAUUGGAAUAUGGAGGAGAAAUGCUCGGAAGAUGGCGAGGAAGUUGAUGAGAAAAUGCCAAAGACUACAUUUCCAGGUUUGGGCCAUCGUAUAUAUGUGCCUCGCGAAGGAGUCAUGGCAUCGCGAGGCUUCCAUAGCUACUUUAACCAAGAGAGUCUGGACCUCAACCGGGGCCCAUAUCAGGGCCACGGUUUACAUGUUGAAGAUCCUUAUACUUAUCCUGGCUAA
Molecule: messenger RNA, 2451 nt
Organism: Trichoderma atroviride IMI 206040
Lineage: Eukaryota; Fungi; Ascomycota; Sordariomycetes; Hypocreales; Hypocreaceae
Source: RefSeq, a predicted model, not a curated record